Castor canadensis (American beaver) is the source of this 632-nucleotide messenger RNA. RefSeq names its product ribosomal protein S19 (gene Rps19). NCBI's taxonomy places the organism in Eukaryota, Metazoa, Chordata, Mammalia, Rodentia, Castoridae. The record is from RefSeq and is a predicted model, not a curated record. Gene Ontology annotation, biological process: ribosomal small subunit assembly; translation. Gene Ontology annotation, cellular component: ribosome; cytosolic small ribosomal subunit. Gene Ontology annotation, molecular function: structural constituent of ribosome; RNA binding.
GACGAAGCCACAUUCGCCCUGAGAGAGGCGGAGCCAUUUCCUCUAGCCCCGCUCUCGCGAGCACUCGGAACUCUCGCGAGACUCUACGCCCGACUUGUGCGCCCGGGAAACCCCGUCGCUCCCUUUCCCCUGGCCUGCAGCGUGGAGACCGCACGAUGCCAGGAGUUACUGUAAAAGACGUAAACCAGCAGGAGUUCGUCAGAGCUCUCGCAGCUUUUCUCAAAAAGUCCGGGAAGCUGAAAGUUCCCGAAUGGGUGGACACAGUCAAGCUGGCCAAGCAUAAAGAGCUUGCUCCCUACGAUGAGAACUGGUUCUACACGCGAGCUGCUUCCACAGCACGGCACCUGUACCUCCGGGGUGGCGCUGGGGUUGGCUCCAUGACCAAGAUCUACGGGGGACGGCAGAGAAAUGGUGUCAUGCCCAGCCACUUCAGUCGAGGCUCCAAGAGUGUGGCCCGUCGUGUCCUCCAAGCCCUAGAGGGGCUGAAAAUGGUGGAAAAGGACCAAGAUGGGGGCCGCAAGCUGACACCUCAGGGACAGAGAGAUUUAGACAGAAUCGCCGGACAGGUGGCAGCCGCCAACAAGAAGCAUUAGAACAAAGGAUGCUGGGAUAAUAAACUGCGUCAUUCAGAA